This is a messenger RNA of Microstroma glucosiphilum, 3509 nucleotides long. RefSeq lists its product as hypothetical. Gene Ontology annotation, molecular function: glycerol-3-phosphate O-acyltransferase activity; glycerone-phosphate O-acyltransferase activity. The record is from RefSeq and is a predicted model, not a curated record. Bases 165 to 3359 code for a protein of 1064 amino acids. Gene Ontology annotation, cellular component: endoplasmic reticulum membrane. The transcript is spliced from 3 exons. Gene Ontology annotation, biological process: phospholipid biosynthetic process. Lineage: Eukaryota; Fungi; Basidiomycota; Exobasidiomycetes; Microstromatales; Microstromataceae.
ACCCACCAAUCAAGGUCUGCUUCCUGACCUCUGGAUCCCACACCUUUCACGCUCCUUGUACCAUCAUCUUCUUCCCAUUAUCCGCUCACGUAUCCAGGUAGGCUCAGCAGGUGCUAGGGCACUACCAUCCACGGCCUUUAUACCGCGGCCCAGAUCAAAAGACGAUGCCAACGAAUUCAGCCGACACGAGACCCGAAGCUACUCAUACACCAGGCGCAUCCGCUUCGUCGUCGCGUCAAGACACGAACAGCCUCCCCAACAGACCACCUCCCAUCGAUCUUACUCGUCUGCCACCAUCUUCGGGGCAGACUUCUGGCCAAUUAGCCACCAGUAGCAGCGCUAAAAGCUUUCCUCCUCGUCAAGCCGUUCCGACGUACCCCCGCUGGGCGCACAAGUCCGACUCUCCUCGCCUAGCCAGGACCAUCCACGACUUUGCCCUCUUCCUCUCUUCCCUCCCACUCCCUGUACAUCGCUGGACCCCAAGGAUUGCUGCUAGAGUAGUGGCUACCGUCUUGGCGAAGAAUAACCUCAUGGCUACCAAUCUUGCAUUUGACAUUGCUCUCCUGUUCUGGAGGCUGAUCAUUAACAUCUUCUUUAGGAGCAUACAGCCCAGAGGAGCAUGGAGGAUCCCAACUGAUGGUCCCGUCAUUUUCGUGGGCGCGCCCCACCACAACCAGUUUCUUGAUCCGAUCCUACUAGCAUCGGAAGUGAGAAGAGGGUCAGGCAGACGAGUGGCCUUCCUCAUUGCUGAGAAGUCGAUCAGGAGACGAUUCAUCGGAAGUGCAGCCAGAAUUAUGCAGAGUAUUCCCGUAGCUCGCGCAGCGGACGGAGCCAAAGCAGGCAAGGGGACCAUCUCCGUCCACCCAUCUGGCGAUGGCCUGCUCAUCAAGGGACACGAUACCGCCUUCAAAUCUCAGCUGGUACCCAAGGGUCAGAUCAUGCUGCCCAAGUGGACUGGCUACGCCUCAAAUGAAGUGGUAGAGGUCAUCUCGGAUACGGAAUUGAAGGUCAAGAAGGAGUGGAAGGACGAGCGGGCAAAGGAUGCCCUGAACGGGAAGAAGCCGCCUCCCGGCAAGAAAGAGGGAGGCAGCGCGCCCAGCAGUGGAACCGCUACGCCUAGGACGGAUGACCGACCUGGAACCGAGUACCAGUGCUUGCCUUAUGUCGAUCAGACGGAGAUGUAUGCUAGUGUCUAUGAGAAGUUGGCUGAAGGAGGUUGCCUUGGUAUCUUCCCCGAAGGUGGUUCGCAUGAUCGUACAGACCUGCUUCCUCUCAAGGCAGGCGUGGUGAUCAUGGCUUUGGGAGCUAUGUCUGCCAACCCCGGCCUUCGAGUCCGAAUCGUGCCAGUAGGUCUUUCAUAUUUCCACCCAGACAAGUUCCGCUCGAGGGCAGUAGUGGAAUUUGGAGCUCCUUUGGAGGUCCCUUCGGACCUUGUCAAGCUGUUCGAGGGCGGUGGAGAUGGAAAGAGGAAGGCUGUGGGUGACAUGAUGGACAUGGUCUUUGAUGGUCUAAAGUCAGUCACUGUCCGAGCGCCAGACUACGAGACUCUCAUGCUCAUCCAGGCCGCAAGGAGACUGUAUACACCGCCUGGGCAGCAUCUGACUCUUCCUCAAGUAGUCGAGUUGAAUCGGCGAUUCAUCAUUGGGUACCUCAAAUUCAAGGACGAAGCAAGAAUUCAAAAGCUCAAAGCCGACGUCUUGCGCUACAACAAGAUGCUUGGAUGGGCAGGGUUGAAGGAUCAUCAGGUCGAGAGGGCUCACAGAGCAGGAUGGAGGUCUCUUGGGCUGUUCGGCUACCGCUCAGGUCUGCUGCUGAUGUGGGGAGGACUAGCACUACCGGGAGUCAUCCUCAACUCUCCAAUAAUCAUCUUGGCCAAGGUCAUCUCGAGAAUAAAGGCCAGGGAAGCCUUGGCGGCCAGUCAAGUCAAGCUCAAGGGUCGAGACGUUGUCGGUACCUGGAAAGUCCUCGUCUCCCUGGGUGUUGCUCCCGUCCUCUACCUCACCUACGCUAUCGCUGCGACGUACAUCUCUCGUCGUGUCUGGCCGGAAAUGACGUCCCGGCAGCUUGCAAUGACUCCUCUGUACACUGCCAUUCUUCUACCCACGAUGUCCUACUCCACUCUCAAAAUCAGUGAGACGGCCGUGGAUAUCAUCAAGUCGCUUCCUCCCCUCUUCGUCUCUUUGCUGCCCGGCAACCAGAAGGUCAUCAACGAGCUGAGGGAGACUCGCAAGUCACUCACAGAGGAGAUGCAAUCCCUGAUCGAUGAGUUUGCACCACAAGUCUGGGAAGACUUCGAGACGGCCAAGUGGCGAGUCCUUACUCCUUCGAGCGCUACAGCUCCACCUUCGACUCCGGACGGACGACAAGAGGCUCUGAUCUGGAAGGCGAAGGACGCCAAGCAAAGAGGCACUGAGUCGCAGGCCUUGACACAUCCGCUCGCUUGGGCAGACGAGAGGCUGUUUGGCUGGAAGGCCAAGGGUGGCGCUGGCAGCGCUACAGGUGCAGAUGGCAAAAAGAGGCGUCUGAGCAGUACUCAACGCGAACAACCGCUCACGGCUGCCGAGUUCAGUGGAGAGCAUCCCACCAUGGAAGGGGCAGAGCGGAGACAGGAUCAGUCCGGCGAAGACGAUGCAGAGACGUUUGACAGCGAUGAGUUCUCCGACAGCGGGGACGAGGAAGAGGAAGACGAGGGAGACUACGAGGCCAUCUUCUCCUUCCUCAAUCCAGCAAGGUUGCUUUCCUCCAGAGACGGACCUCUUUCGCCUACCGUUCCCAGAACCAGGUCAAGGCGCACGUCUAGCGCAGCUCACUCGCGGUCUCGCUCUGGCUCUGGCUCCUCGACCUUGCCCCUGGGCCCUGGUGGAGGCGAAUCCUUUGCCUCGAAACGCAACCGUUCCUCUCAGCAAGACCUCUAUAAGCUAGGCAUGACCGCUACCGGCGGCGAAUCCUCAGCGCAGGCGAGCGGCAAUGCAGCUACUUCCCCUUCCUCCUCAUCGGGGGCCAUGAGACGGCGUCGGACUCACUCCCUCACCGAGUCUGUCACGGCUCAAGAACUCGCAGGGGCUGCUCGCUCCGAGACGCAGCAGAGAGUGCCCUUCCAAGCUGCCAGCGAGGCACUCGAGGCGCAAAAGUCCGACGAGCGCGUAGGAGGAGGAGGGGGAGAUGAGAGGAGCAGAGGCGAGCAGGUCGUCUCCUCUGGUAAAGUUGGAGGGAAGGAAGACGGAGUUGGUGCUGGUGGUGGUGGGGAGGAUGAUGCGCCUGGUUCGAGGCCGAAGUUGAGCAGUAUUCCCAAAGCUAGCAGGACGCCGGGGGGAAGUCAAGAUACGAGUGACGAUGCGAGCGGAGGAAAAGGGGACUGACCGCACGAAUGGUCACCGCUCACCGCAGGGACGAACAGGUGCGCUGCGUCCCUCCUCUUGUCUUCUAUACGAAUCUAUCUUUCAUUGCAGCUAUGAGUACACUUCUUGUCUGCGCCUGCUUCUACCUUUCCCUUAGCCUUGGAAGACGAG